This is a messenger RNA of Microtus ochrogaster (prairie vole), 759 nucleotides long. RefSeq names its product EKC/KEOPS complex subunit Lage3-like. NCBI's taxonomy places the organism in Eukaryota, Metazoa, Chordata, Mammalia, Rodentia, Cricetidae. The transcript has 3 exons. The coding region runs from base 47 to 643 and encodes 198 amino acids. The record is from RefSeq and is a predicted model, not a curated record.
GGGCGGUGAUAUUAGAUAUUACUCUGAGGGAAUAGCCCACUUAACCAUGCAGGAUCCUGGUGAGAACAAGAGUUGUAAAGUAGGUGGUGAAGAAGAGGAGUGUGGCCAGCAUACAACUGAAAACCCAGAUGAGCAAGCUAGCUCACAGAUUUCUGAAGCCGAGAAUGACAAUGGAAACUCCCCUCGUGAAAGUCACCCUCAAGAUUCUGGUAGCCAGGCUGUCCAAUGCAGCCUCGACUCAAGGAGCCCUGUAGAGGCAAGAGUUGUGGCAGAACAAGCACCUGUAGCUCCUCAGGAGGAGCAGGUACCAAUUAUCCCAGGACCCAGUGGAGAUGCUGCAACAACAGCUGGAAGUCGACUCCUGGAGUUUUCUGUAACAGUGCCAUUCAGGACUGCUGUGGAGGCAAACAUAGCCUGCAGAUCCCUGGCCUCAAAUGUCCAGCAACAGCAAGUGAUGGUUCAGCAUGAGUUCACCGUGAAUGACAGUACUCUGACUGUGAGGUGGACCACUGAAGAUCCUGUUCUCUUCCGAACAUCCAUCAAUGCCUUCCUUGAUCAGCUUUCCUUGGUGAUGAGGAAUAUCCCACGGCCAGUGUUUAUGGCUGUUUUCAAACAAGGAAGAGGAAGAAAUAAUGAAUCCUAGUGUGAUUUCACCCACAAGACAAGGCAAGGGCAUUUUAGGAUUUGUGUAACUGUCCCUUUGCCUUCAUAUUCACUGUUUUGAGCCUAUCACACUGUAUCAGUCAGUGUUAAUGAAGG